AUCAAUAAUGUGCGCGCAUUGUGCCGCGUGCUGUCGUUAGAAUUUUUUACGUUAAACACACUAAUGUCACAAUGGUAAUAGCUACUGCGGCAAAAUACGCAUUUCAACAAUAAAUUCUUAGUAUACAACCCAAUAAAUAAAAUUGUAUGAAGCUUUAUGGCCACAGUCUUACGUAAAUAACGGAAUUUAACGAUAUUAAAACUCUGCAGUGGUUGUAAAUCACGAAAGCACGUACAAUGAUAAUAAAUUACAACAGUUCCCGCCAAUUUAUUGUUAAAAUUUAGAUUUUUUCAAAUGAAUUAGUGGCGUUCCGUAAUGAGAAUUAGAAAUAAACUUAAAUUGUUCUCUAGUUGUUUCUGUAUCCAAUAGAUGGCGCUCGUAUAUUUACAAGUGAUUCUCUAGAACCGGGAUUUAGCUUUUCAUUAAUUACGCUUCUUCUAAGUAGUUUUUCGUAAGUUUUUAUUUAACAUAAUGCGUUAUUUACACAGACAAACACAAGAACUAAUCUUAAAACAUAUAAGGUUAAAUAAUUCACAAUAUCAGGCACUGUAAGAAUUUAGCGCACUUUAAAAACAGUUUUCGAAAAGCAUUAUCAUAAAAAAAUAUUCGAUAACAACACACCGCUGUGUUAAAUUAAGGUUCCAAUUAAAAUGUCGUGUUAGUACCUACAGACCGAGCUAAUUUACUAAAUAGUAAAUAUCAAAGUGGAAAUGACAAGGAGAUUAAGCUGAAAUUCAGUUAGCAAGAAGGAAGGAAGAAAUUGGGAAAAAAUGCGCUGGAUAUUUCCUGUACCAGUUUUGCUGAUGUCCUGGUUCGGAGUGGAUCAAGUGAAGUCCAACUCGUGUAUUCGAACCGCAUUAUGGGCUCUAAGUCUGAGCCCCCUUGUACAAGCCGAAUGCCAGACUCGGACUAUAUACUGCUACGAGUGUGACAGCUGGACGGACCCUCGGUGCAAGGACCCGUUCAACUACACAGCGUUGCCCAGAGACCAGCCGCCCCUGCAGACGUGCAACGGAUGCUGCGUCAAGAUGGUGCGAUACUCGAAAAGUCCAUACGAGGUGGUCCGGCGAACGUGUACAUCGCAGCUGCAGAUAAAUCUGUUCAUGGUAGACCACGUGUGUAUGAUGGAAAGUACUGGCACUGGCCACAUGUGCUUCUGCGAGGAAGAUAUGUGCAAUGGCGCGCAAACACCGGUCGCAGCACUGGCCUUGGUCGCAACACUAGUCGCAUGUGCAUGCCUAAGGUGAAGUAGGCGUAGUGACUGCCCCGAGCGGUCGAUUGUCGAGCACCGAUAUCGAUGACUGACUAAUAUUGUCUAUUUUUCACUUUCAUACGACGAAAAACAAGACGUCGGUCAGACACUAUGAAAGCAUCGAUGUCGAUAAAUUGUGUUAACUGUCAACCCUAUGUCGAACCUUAUCGAUGUGCGAUCGAGGUAGAUUUAUCGAUGAAUCGACAAUCGAUCGACUGUACCUUUGGGCCCUACCCUAGCUGAGAUUUAAUUACAUUUUUCGUCCAAACGUAGAUGUAGCUUAGUCUUGGUGCUUAGUUUUUACAGCACGCCAGUUUAUUGUCGGGCCGCAUUGACUAAUGCUUAGCUUGACAUUUUCGAGAUCAUAGUGAGUACAAUCUUUGUGAGAGCUCCUCGGUUUUGAGGCAACGAAUUAUAAAAUUACGAAAGUUUAAUGUAGAUUUUUGUAAGAGAAAAUAUAGUUGAAUGUUGUGUGAGGGUGUGUAGAUACGCAUUCAAUGAGAGAUUUUCAAUGAGAAUUAAAUUACAACUGAAUAAGACAUCUCUCUAAAUAUAAAAGGUACAAAAACGAGUCGAGAAGCUCAACAAAAGACAGAACAAAAUAAUUCAUAAAGUAAAAUAGUUUACAAGCUUAAAGCUUACCAAGUGGUGUUGAAACUAAGCACGUCUUUCUUCUAAGGCUAAACUCAUGUUCAGCAGUUUUUGCUCUAAAAUUAUUAAUAAAGUUUUCCUGGAUUUAGCAUGUACAUAAACCGCAGUAUAAAAGCGAUAGGUAUAAAGAGAAUAGUAUAUGGCGAGAGUGAGAGUGCUGAAACUAGAUGGCAGUGUUUUCUUGUAACAAAAAUGUGAAACACUGCCAUCUAGUAGGUUUUACGAGUUACUAAUUUCUCCUGCGAACGCUUCUGAUUGGUCCAAUUAUCGACCAAUAAAAUUUGCUCAUAGUUGCACCUAAUCUUAGAAGUGAGCACCUUGUAGAUAGAGAAAGAAAACGAAAUUGAGAUGAAACUAGCAAGUACUGCCGAUACAUAGAUGAAUAGAUAUGAUAAGGACAUCAGAUUGGUGAUAUCAGUUCCCGAGAUUAGUGUUAAAAAACGGUUGUGUUUUUAUUGUCUUCAGAAAAGACGUAGGUAAAUAAUUGUCAAUUGAGUUUUAAUUUUAAUUAAUUUUAGCUUGUAUCGUCAUUGUGUUGUUUUAAACCAUUGUACAGGAAUAAUAUUUUCUAAGCGAAGUAACGGAUUUUCAUCGAUAUGGAUAGAUUUGUGAAAUGUCCACUUCACUAGUUUAAUGGUUGCGUUUAAAAAUAAGGAUGUUGAAAAUGGUUAUCGAUAGUUUUUAAACACGUAUAAUAAUUUUAUUUAGGUUUGCUGUUUUCAUGAUUUUUCACAAAAAAGAUCGUAAGCUAGGAAAAUAUUUUAAAGCCAUUACUAUUGAAUUUAAUUUAAAAUUUAACGUUCCUACUUUUCGUUUUUACAUAAUUAUUUUUUUUCAUAAUCUGCAAGUGACAUAGAUAUAUAAAUAAAAGAAAAAACAUAGUAAAAAGUAUGCUAGAUUAUAGUGCAACAUAUAAAUUUUGAUAAUUAUAGUGUAUAAAUAAAUAAUUUUAUGAAAUUAAACACCAAAUACAUUUUAAUCAUUAAAUAUAAGUUAUUAUUAUAAAUAAUAUAUUGUAGGGUAAAUUAUAAGCAAUGUGUGCUUCGGUGUGGCGGGUUCGAUGCCCGCCAUGCAGCACUUUGUGAUGACAGCAGAAAUACCAAACAUAGGGCGGGAAUUUUACGCGGUAAAAUAUGAACGUGGUAAUUUAGAACAGUAAAAAUUUUAAUAACUUUGGAUUUGGAUUUAGUCAACUGGAAAGUAAAACUAUUUAAAAAUAUGUGUAACUCAUUAAACGAUGCUUUGUAUUAUCGUAAACUUUUCAGCUACAUAAUUGCUAAUUGCUCAGGACAUCAAAAUGUAUACAAAAAUGAAUGAAAAACAUCAUAAAUUCAAUACGAAUGUUGUCUAUUAUUGCAGGCUAAUUUUUCACAUGCAAUAAAUAUGUUAAGAUAAAAUAAUGUCGUUUAUUAUCGAAGAUGAUUUCAAAAGCUCAAGAUAGAUGGCGUUGAUUUCAAAUUUAGAUAUUAUCUAUAUUAUCUACCAAAUUAAAAUUGGUGUGUGAAUAAUCUAAAUAGUCGCCACCUAUGACAAAACAUAAAACUGUAUAGUUAUAGAUAAAGCGACACCUUACCUAACGCCAUCUAGCGUUGCAGAGCAACAAGUUAAUUUUGCCGCGUAAAAUUCCCGCCCAAGCCAUAAGAAUCGAGAGUGAUAUAAUAAAAUAAAUUAGUCGCGAAAUAUUGUUAGUACAAAAUAUAUUUUCAGCAUAAUUUUGCUAGAAAUAGAAUAAAAUAUCCAAAUAGCAGGACGGAGAGUACCUAUUGACAAGAGUUUUAUCGCAGUACUGUUGUUAGUAGAGUCUAAAUAACGUGGUAUAAUAGGGACGAUAAAGUACUAAAAAUCACGGUCUACACUUACUCAGAGUCAUUUAAUGGUUAUCUAACCAAGUUCUCAGCAGUUUUUUUACUUUACAAGGAAAAAAAUCGUUACUUAACAUUUAAAGUCUCUGAGUAUGGCAGUUAGUCUGUCAACAUCAUUGUAUCAGUCAUAAGACGACCAAUGCUGAGCAUAAAUCUUCAACGAUGAAAUUAUCAGGAGAGAUCUUUACAUCGUUCGUAUAAAAUUGUCCUAAAAUGAAAGAAACGACUGUCGAAUUUGUUGAAUCUCUUAAAGUGAUCAUUAAUGGUUCAAAGAGAUAUACAUGAGAAAUCGAUUUAAAGGAAAAAAUAAUUGAACGUGAAAAUGAAAACAAAAUGCUUAAACCACGAUCAAAUGGAAGUUUUCUUACAUUGAUGUAUAUUUUCUGUAUGUAUUGUGAAAUUGUAAUUAUUUAUUUCCCAAGGGUUUAUGCAAUUUAAUACAGGAUUAACAAAAAAUAGUCAGUUAUUUCCAAGAGCCGACAGAAAUUUUAAGCAGCCACAAACCUAAACUACAAAAUCAACAGUACUGCGAUAAAAAAACGAAACAUUUAUAAAUAAAAUUUUAUAAAAGUCACAAAAAAUAUACAUUUUUAUUAUAAUCCACGCUAGCCAACGCUGAGACGCAAUUUAUACAUUAUUAAUAUACAUUUAAAAUGAAUUAUACAAUUUCACGUGAAAGUCGACACGUUGAACGUGUAUAACAGAGUUGAUGUCCGAUAUAUACCGGCUGAAUAUAGCAAUAAAAUACAGAAAUAUAGAACUGUACAUCAAUUAUACUUAUGACAACUUGACUCUUGAAUGAAAAAAUUGUUUAGAACAUUCAAGGUUAAUGUUUAAGCAGGCAGACUAUGAAAAAACGAGAGAAUAUUGUUGGUAGUACCUUCUAUAAGCUUCUAACUUCUUCUAGUACCUCUUUAAAUUACGUUUGCUGCUUCCUCUAUAUAAAAAUUAUAUAUAUUUUAUUCCCGUAUCACGUCUUUUCCCGCUUAAUGAGCGAGAUGAAACUAUAAUAAAUAAUAAAGAAGAAAAGAGACAGUGAUACGCUUGUAGCUAACUGGAGACUGCAAGGUUUUGUCUGUCCGUCCUACAGCCCGAUGUCUGCUCGAGCCAAGUGUGUGAACAGUUCUAUAUUUCUAUAUUUAAUAUUAGUUUAAAUAGUUAGAUACGGGUGCAAUACUUGAUGAGCGAACAUUAGUGAUAUAAUUUGUUACUAGUAAUUUUAAUAGUGGCUCGUUCAUUGUGAUUUUUGCGGCGUAUUUAGUUAAGUAGCACGCUUAGAUUUAAACACACAAAUAUCUUCCUGAGAUUGUUAAGAAAUAUUUAGUGGGAUAUUGGAACGUAGCGUUUUAUAAACCCCGAAAUUGUGUAUUGUAUAGUAGGGAUUCAGAGGUGUGAACAUGGCUUGUGUUACAGCUUUACAGCUUCACGUAUGGGUUGAAUACAAUUCAUGGUGCCCGUGAUAUCUAAUUACCAAUAUUCGCAAUUAUUUUCUAUUUGCAUUCAAAGUAGAAUACGCUAGACACGAUUGAGUUUUAGUUAUUGGAAGUAGGACAAAUCGGGUCUCAGGGAUAGCUUUCCAUGUUACAAGUUCAAGUUCUAAACAUUCAGGAUAUUAAUACAUAAAGUAAGCCUUAGGACUAUGCCUUUAGGUUCCUGGAAACAUAAACUGGUUGGAAACUAAGUAUGAAGUAUACAUUGUUAUAUAUUUUUAGUAAAGAGGGCCUGGAGUGUCUCGCGCCGUAAAAAUCACAAUAGCGACGAAUUAGGCUGUAUAAAACAGGAGUGCAAAGCAUAUGAUAGGUAUUUAAUUAUAAAUAUGUAAAUUAAUUAAUAAAAAAACAAAUAUAUAAAUAAUAAUAACGACCGUCAUCAUAAUGUACUUCCUAAAAUUGUUAUUAAUUAUUUAGUAAAUUAAAAUUAAAGUAAUUCCUUUUUAUAUUUCUUGCAUAGGUGUGUCGCAAGCGGAUAUUGUUUGGGUUAUAAAACUAAUGUUAAGAGAUUGAUUGAUAAAUUAUGAAUAUCAUAGAUGAUAAUUAUAAUUAAGAAAUUAUCCCGCCCGUGAAUGCUGAUUUGUUAUACAAUUUGAAUUACUAUACUGUACAAAAUAUGACAAAAAAAAAACUGACAAAUUCUAAACAUUACGUUUACAUUUAUAAUUUUAAUUGCUAAAAAGAGACAUUUUAUAGAAAAAUAUGACAUAUACAACAAAAAAAAUUGCCAUUUUGUAUAAUUAAGAGGGGUAAUGGUCGAAUUGUAUAAAAUAAAUCAGUGACAUAUAAGAGAAUACUGACAAAAAUAGAUCCUAAACAAUGUUUGCUUGUACGCAGAGAAAUGUGCUAAUCAUUCAUGACAUGACAUUGCGUAUCACUGCAUGUUAAUUGAAAAACGGCGAUCCUAAUCUGACAAGAUUGUAGCCAUAUAUCAGGAAGCAAGAACAUUUAAUGACAAUUUUGGUACAGCUAAAAAGAUAGAAGAUUUAAACAGCGCAUUAGAAUUUAAAACUCAACACAAGUGCUAAGCCAAAUGUUUAGUAUGUAGGUAAAGAAAAUAAAGAUAGAUUCAGUACAGAGACAGUAGCUAUUGUUAUAAUGAAGCCAUAAUGUCUUUUACGUAGGUCGGCUCUAGACAACCAAUGGUUACUGUCUCUGUACUGAAUUAAUCUUUAUUUUCUUACCUACAUACUAAAUAAUUUGAUUAACUAUAGGUACAUGCUUGAGUAUGAAUAUCGAUGAAGCAGUUUUGCUGAGCUACAAUCAAAAAUUGACCUUACACUCUUUAGAAAAAGUACCAGUUUUAAUUGUAACUGAUUGAUCAGACUUUAUAUUAUCCGACGUACUCAGAGACAUUUAAUGAUUACUUAAACUAUUCCUUAGUAACGAUUUUGUUCCGAAAACAAUUGCUAAGGAUUAGAUUAAGUAAUCAUUAAAUGAUUCUGAGUAUAGGGGUAUGUAUUUUACCAAUCUUGCUUUUUGUAAUGGCUGCUCUCUUGUCAGAAAUAUAAAUAUUGUACAAGGAUCAGCAUGGCACAGUAGACAGGCUUACACGAUCACUGGAAUGCUGUUAAUACGGAUGAACUUGUUCAUAUUUGAGUUAGCUGUCAUAUACGCCAUACUUGUUUCAUGUGCGAACGAGAUCCGACUAUUUUUGUAUAGCGCCAUCUCGCUUGCGUAUUGGAAACAAUGGCUUUCAGUCUCAUGUAAAAAUGGGACUUAAAACUGUAGUGUUUAGGUUUAAUUUACCUCAACGUGUUGGCGAUUUUUUGCCAAAGAUAAAGUGUUUAUGGCUUGUCACGUAUAGUUCCAAACUUUAAUGAUAUUGUAAUGAAUUGAAGUUAUAGGAGUUUGAAUUUUAUGUGGCAAGAAAUAAACACUAUUUUACUUUAUUGGUUUACAUUACAAAAGAUGUAUGACAGCUGACUCAAAACAAUGUAUGAAUUAGAUUUUUUUACAAAAACCCUGUUAAUAAUUAACUUUAAAGUUUAAAGAUUGAUCGCUUUAAUUUAAACUAACUAGAAUUCUAAGAAGCAAUGCCGUGGUGUGUUAUAUUUUUAAGUUAACGAAUAAAAAGGACGACGAAAAAAUCUUGAUAAUUAAGAAAGUUUUGAAUUACAUAUUUAGAAUCAUUACGCUUAAUAAAACAUAAGGAAUAAUAUAUCAUAAGUAGGAUAAGGAU
This is a messenger RNA of Spodoptera frugiperda (fall armyworm), 7437 nucleotides long. RefSeq names its product protein quiver (gene qvr). The transcript is spliced from 6 exons. Bases 771 to 1247 code for a protein of 158 amino acids. NCBI's taxonomy places the organism in Eukaryota, Metazoa, Arthropoda, Insecta, Lepidoptera, Noctuidae. The record is from RefSeq and is a predicted model, not a curated record. Gene Ontology annotation, biological process: regulation of synaptic transmission, cholinergic; positive regulation of voltage-gated potassium channel activity; sleep.